AUGAUCGUGGCGGCCCAGAACGAUCCUUCUGCCCACAAGCAAGUGAAACUCACGCAUAUAGUGAUCGACGACGGAGCACCUCCGGAAAGAAAACCUUCUGCACUUGCGUCUUUCCCGUCGAAGAAUCCUUCCCAAGGCGACAAGCAAGUAAAGCUCAAGGAUACAGGGAUCGCCGGCGGCAACAAAGAAACACCUCCGGGAAAUCAAACUUCUGCAGUUGAAUCUCUCACAUUGAAGUCACUACACAUCGCAACACAUCUCAUGGAUACCUUUAUGAGCCUUGCCGAGUCAAACACUCAGAAUAAUCUAGAGACUUGUGGUCUUCUGGCUGGAUCACUAAAAAACGACAUCUAUUAUAUUACUGUUCUUAUCAUACCAAAGCAGAAAUCAACAUCGGACUCUGUAAGUCCAGUCUUGUUUUGGCUCUCUCUCUCACUAAUUGCAAUGUUUUUUCAGCUUAUGACACCGGAAACUGUAUCAAUUGUUAUGGCGCCACAAGACUCUUCAAUGAAAUACGGAAUAUUCCGGCUGACAGUACCCGAAGGAAUGGCUGUGAUAAAGAACUGUAACCAGCAAGGCUUUCACCCACACAGCUCGCAAGGACCAAUUUACGAUACGUGCAACACAGGUGUUCACAUGGACCCUGAUCUCAAGUUUAAUGUUUUUGAUCUCCGAUAA
Messenger RNA from Thlaspi arvense, 678 nucleotides. The record is from the annotation of a GenBank genome assembly. NCBI's taxonomy places the organism in Eukaryota, Viridiplantae, Streptophyta, Magnoliopsida, Brassicales, Brassicaceae.